This is a messenger RNA of Lemur catta (Ring-tailed lemur), 3726 nucleotides long. It is a transcript of the gene LENG8, whose product is annotated as leukocyte receptor cluster member 8. Bases 191 to 2593 code for a protein of 800 amino acids. The transcript has 16 exons. Lineage: Eukaryota; Metazoa; Chordata; Mammalia; Primates; Lemuridae. The record is from RefSeq and is a predicted model, not a curated record. Gene Ontology annotation, cellular component: nucleus.
GUGACGUAAAGACGCUGAGGACAGGACGUCGAAGCCAAAGGAGGGCAGGAGACAGCUGGGUGGCCGAUCGCUGUCGUAGCCGUGUUGCUAUCGCCUUGGGACGUUGCUAACGUGUCCUGGAAACUAACGGCCCUGACAGUGAAAAAGCAGUCUGGCUCCCGAGGUCCACCCCUUAUACCCCAAGGUCCAGAUGGCGGCCAACGUGGGUGAUCAGCGUACCACAGAUUGGUCCUCUCAGUACAGCAUGGUGGCUGGGGCAGGCAGAGAGAAUGGCAUGGAGACCCCAAUGCACGAGAACCCGGAGUGGGAGAAGGCUCGCCAGGCCCUGGCCAGCAUCAGCAAAGCAGGAGCUGCCGGUAGCUCCACCAAGGCCAGCAGUAAUGGGCCUGUGGCCAGCGCACAAUAUGUGUCACAGGCAGAAGCCUCGGCUUUGCAGCAGCAGCAGUACUACCAGUGGUACCAGCAGUACAAUUACACCUACCCCUACAGCUACUACUAUCCCAUGAGCAUGUACCAGAGCUACGGCUCCCCCUCCCAGUACGGGAUGGCCGGCUCCUAUGGCUCAGGCACGCCCCAGCAGCAGUCGGCACCCCAGCACCAGGGGACUCUGAACCAGCCCCCAGUGCCCGGCCUGGAUGAGAGCAUGUCCUACCAGGCUCCCCCUCAGCAGCUGCCAGCAGCCCAGCCUCCUCAGCCCUCCAACCCCCCACAUGGGGCUCAUGCUCUGAGCAGUGGCCCUCAGCCCGGGACAGCCCCAGCCACGCAGCACAGCCAGACGGGGCCCGCCUCUGGCCAGGCUUACGGGCCACACACCUACACUGAGCCUGCCAAGCCCAAGAAGGGCCAGCAACUGUGGAACCGCAUGAAGCCCGCCCCUGGGACUGGAGGUCUCAAGUUCAACAUCCAGAAGCGGCCCUUUGCUGUCACCAACCAGAGCUUUGGUUCCAACACAGAGGGCCAGCACAGUGGCUUCGGCCCGCAGCCCAACCCUGAGAAAGCCCAGAACCACAGUGGGCCUUCUGCUCGGGGAAACCUGUCCGGGAAGCCCGACGAUUGGCCCCAGGACAUGAAGGAGUACGUGGAGCGUUGCUUCACUGCCUGUGAGUCGGAGGAGGACAAGGACCGGACGGAGAAACUGCUCAAGGAGGUGCUGCAGGCCCGGCUGCAGGAUGGCUCGGCCUAUACCAUCGACUGGAGCCGGGAGCCUCUGCCAGGGCUGACCCGGGAGCCUGUGGCCGAGAGCCCCAAGAAGAAGCGGUGGGAGGCCCCUAGCAGUCUUCACCCUCCUAGGGGGGCAGGCUCGGCGACGAGAGGCGGGGGUGCCCAGUCCCAGCGGGGGACGCCAGGGGCUGGGGGUGCUGGCCGAGCCCGGGGCAACAGCUUCACCAAGUUUGGCAACCGCAAUGUCUUCAUGAAGGACAACAGCUCUUCCUCCAGCACAGAUUCCCGUUCCCGCUCCUCCUCCAGGUCCCCGACCCGCCACUUUCGCAGAAGUGACUCCCACUCGGACUCUGACAGUUCCUACUCAGGGAAUGAGUGUCACCCUGUGGGCCGCAGGAACCCACCCGCCAAGGGUCGGGGUGGUCGAGGGGCCCACAUGGAUCGGGGCCGAGGCAGGGCGCAGCGUGGGAAGAGGCACGAUCUAGCUCCUACCAAGCGCAGCCGCAAGAAGAUGGCAGCCCUGGAGUGUGAGGACCCCGAGCGUGAUCUUAAGAAGCAAAAGCGGGCAGCCCGCUUCCAGCAUGGACACUCCCGCCGCCUGCGCCUCGAGCCCCUGGUGCUGCAGAUGGGUAGCCUGGAGAGCAGCGGGGCCGACCCUGACUGGCAGGAGCUGCAGAUUGUGGGCACCUGCCCUGACAUCACCAAGCAUUACCUGCGUCUCACCUGUGCCCCCGACCCAUCCACUGUGCGCCCUGUGGCAGUUUUAAAGAAGUCGCUGUGUAUGGUCAAGUCCCACUGGAAGGAGAAACAAGACUACGCGUUUGCAUGUGAGCAGAUGAAGUCGAUCCGGCAGGAUCUGACGGUGCAAGGUGUCCGCACCGAGUUCACAGUGGAGGUGUACGAGACCCACGCCCGAAUCGCCUUGGAGAAGGGAGACCACGAAGAGUUUAACCAGUGCCAGACGCAGCUUAAGUCACUAUAUGCUGAGAAUUUGCCCGGCAAUGUGGGCGAGUUUACUGCCUACCGGAUUCUCUAUUUCAUCUUCACUAAGAACUCAGGAGACAUCACCACAGAGCUGGCAUACCUCACUCGGGAACUGAAGGCAGACCCUUGCGUGGCCCAUGCCUUGGCUCUAAGGGCGGCCUGGGCUCUGGGCAACUACCACCGCUUCUUCCGGCUCUAUUGUCACGCACCCUGCAUGUCUGGCUACCUCGUGGACAAGUUUGCAGACCGGGAGCGCAAGGCUGCCCUCAAGGCCAUGAUCAAAACCUUCCGCCCUGCGCUGCCAGUCUCCUACCUGCAGGCCGAGCUGGCCUUCGAGGGCGAGGCCGCCUGCCGGGCCUUCCUAGAGCCCCUAGGCCUGGCCUACACGGGCCCGGACAACUCCAGCAUCGACUGCCGCCUCAGCCUGGCGCAGCUAUCAGCCUUCUGAGCACCCAGCGAGGAUGGGGGCGGGGGGCAGGGGCUGCAGCCCCCCAACGCCGCCUUUGCGGAUUUUGUUUUUGAGCCGUGGACUUGGGUUGUAAAUUAAUUUGUGGGGAUCAGGCUCCAGGAAGAGCCACUGUCCCUGCCCCCGUUUUCCCACCGGGGAGUCUGUACAGAGAUUUUUUCUACAUUUUUAUUUUUUGUCUCAGAGGGAUGGGAUUGGGGGAGGAGGGAGUGGGACAGCAGAGGGUUGGGGGCAUGGUCUGUAGGCUUGUCUGUCCACCUUUCACCUCCACUAAUGCUGUCUCAGUGUUUUUUCUCUCUCUCUUUCGAGCUUGUACUCCGGUACCCGACCCGGCGCCCUGGCCCAUCCCAUGCCAGGGGGGCCAGUGGAAAGAAGACAGGCUGUCCAGCCCGGGCCCGCCUGCGGCGGGGGCACCCAGCCACCCAGCCCACCGCCUGCUGUCUCGUCUGCCUCAUCAUAGACUCUUGUUGCCCAGCCCUCUGGGGCCUCAGUGUUUGGGGUGAGGGGAGCUGCUUAGAGACUGUGCCCCGCCCUCGGCCCCCCACCCCAGAAAUGCCAGUGCCAGCACCACCACCACCAGAUCCACCACCACGUCGCACUGAGGACUCCGGAGGCCAUCGCGGGACCUCGCCGGCCGGGCCGCCUCGUCUGAAGUUGUAUUAAGUUGUCUCCGUGUCCCCUCCUCCCUCUACCCCCAAUGUUUCUUCUGGUUUUUUUUUCCCCUUUCCCUCCCUCCUCUUCCUGCUUCCCAUCUCCCCUUGGUUCAGCACAGGUAAAAUGGUUACCCCUCCCUCCCCGCCUUCAUGGAUCACCAGCUCACGUCAUGUUUCCUUCUCUUUUCUUUUUGUGUGUGUUUAUUUAAGUUAUUUUUCUUCUUCCUCCCCCUUUUCUUUUUGGUCCUCCCUCCCUCUUCUGCCAUGUAACUGGAGGAUGUGCUGAGUUUGCAAACAGCUGGACUGUCGGGCUGCUUUUUUUCCAGAUGUUCCUCCUCUGCCUCCCCUUCCCCUCCUCUCCUCUCCCCUUUCCUUCCUUCAUUCUUUCCUUGGAGCACUGAGCACCAUUUGGAAGCUUGAGAGAAACCAAAAUUAAAGAGAGAGAGAGAGAGAGAGAAAGCA